GUGCGGCGAUUUUUAACGGCAUGGCCGGCUCAACGAAAGUUGUAGAUGUUCGAUGUAUGAACGCCGAGACUGAGCGUGUUCUUUGACUGCGCUUCAUCAGCCUGCGUGCAUUCAACGUCGUGCUCGUGUUGAACGUGAUGCCGAUGCGAUGAGCAAAGAAAUAAAAGCGAUCGACGGUAGUACGGUGCAUCGGAUAUGCUCCGGUCAAGUGGUUCUAAGCUUGGCCAUAGCUGUGAAGGAGCUGGUCGAAAACAGCAUUGACGCAGGAGCAAGGAACAUCAGUGUCAAACUGAAAGACCACGGCAGCAAACUUGUCGAAGUCAUCGAUGACGGGGAAGGUGUCGACGAGACGAAUUUCGCUGCUCUCACCCUGAAGUACCACACGUCGAAGUUGCGUCAAUUUUCUGACCUCGAAGAUGUGACAACAUUUGGUUUUCGAGGAGAGGCACUCAGUUCCCUGUGUGCACUGUGCAAUGUAACGAUUGCAACUCGUCACAAGGAUGCCGAACAGGCAACACUGCUCAAGUUCGACCACCAUGGCGUCAUCACUUCAAGGUCGCCUUGUGCCAGGGAUAGGGGCACCACGGUGAGCCUGCACAAUCUGUUCACCACGUUGCCCGUCCGGCACCGGGAGUUUCUGGCCAACCUGAAGCGGGAGUUUGGCAGGAUGAUCACGCUCCUGACUGGAUACUGCCUCGUUGCCACUGAGGUCAACAUUUCAUGUGCAAACUUCAACGAAGCAGGGCGCAAGCAAGUCAUCCUCAACAGCCAGGGGUCGCAGGCAAUCCGGGAGCGCAUAGCGACUGUGUAUGGUGCAAAAGAGGCUGCAAAGCUCCUGGAGAUACAGCAGUGUGCUCUCACUGAGGAAAUCCUGGAAGAGUUUUCACUCACCGAGUCUCUGGUUGAAGCUUCGAGUGCAAGGAUAGAGGGCUACAUCUCCUCAUGCGCUCAUGGUUCAGGGCGAAGCUCUGCAGACAGACAAUUUGUGUUUGUCAAUUCUCGACCUUGCGAGAUGCCAAAGCUUACAAAGCUGGUGAACAGUACGUAUCAUAUGUUCAACCGAGACCAGUACCCUUUCCUGUUGAUCAACAUUCAUCUUGAAAGACAUUCUGUGGAUGUAAACGUUACCCCAGACAAGCGUUCAGUAUUCGUUCAUCACGAGAAAUGCCUCCUAGCCAUUGUCAAGUGCUCACUCUUAGCAAUGUUCCGGCCAAUCGCAGCUACGUACGAGAGGCAGGGCCUUUCAUCGUCUCCUGCACUGUCACAAUCAUCGCAACAGAGUCCGCUGUCUCUCUAUCUGAGUCCUCGGCUGCAGAACUUAUCACCUUCUGACAAGGGUCCUUUGAGCACGCCAGUGAAACGCACAUCCUCUGCAUUGGGCACCCCAUCGGGCAGAUCAUCUGCUGCUCUACAGAGCUUCAAGUUUCGUCGACUCGAAAGCAGUGGUCGUUCGGCAGGCACACCUUUAUUCGGCAAGUCCUCGCCAAGCUGCUCCCAAUCCACAAAUACCACGAGUAGUCAAGGUUCGAGUGUAUCUGAGUCUCUCGAGCCUUCGUGUUCUGAUGAGGAAGUGCUGCUGGAAGAUUCUGUUGGCCUUUGGAGUUCACCUGGUGGUGUUGGGGCUCUUCGUAAAAGAGAUAAAGAGUCAUCUGCCGUCGGUGCCUUCCACUCGCUACCUUUGUCAUCGCAUAAUUCAGCAACACAAGGUGCACAGAGCAGUAAAGGACACAGCCAGAGCCAGCCACAAGAUUUGGUUUUGAGUAGUGUGGGCCAAAGAGCCGUGCGUACCUCACAUAUGCUUCCUAAAAGCAGCCCAUCUUUGCGUACUGACAAGCUUCACGGCAAGGAAACGGGGUCUCCCGGAAUUCGUUCCCUGGAUAGGUUUCGCUUCGGGUCCUGCGUGAAAUCUACAGAAGUGUCCGCAGUGCAAAGGACUACCUGUGAUAGUACGGAUAGACUUGGUGAAACUGUGGAAGCAGCAUCAGAAGAAUCUGUUGACAAUGAAGGAGAUGGUGACAUAAUUGAAAAUGACGUCUUGUGUCCUGUAGAAAACGAAGAACAGCAGGACGAGGUGGUUGAGGUUGAUCAACAGGUUAGUGGCCGUAGACAGACAAAGCCUUUCAAUUUCAGCUGUAAAAACCUGGAGCUGCUUAUCGACAGCAUGAAACUGGAUUCAUCUGAUAAGCCUGGAGCAGAAAAACUUUAUCGUGGCUUCCGGGCAGCCAUCACACCUGCUGAUAAUGCAGCAGCUGAGAAUGAGCUCAGCAAACAGAUUAGCAAGGACAUGUUUGCAGAGAUGAAGAUAAUUGGCCAGUUUAACCUGGGUUUCAUUAUCACUCAACUUGGGGAAGACCUCUUUAUCAUUGACCAGCAUGCUGCCGAUGAAAAGUACAACUUUGAGAUGCUUCAGCGCGACGUUGUCAUGGAGACGCAACGGCUACUUAUGCCCCAGGCACUUGAGCUCACGGCUGUUAACGAAAUGGUGCUCACUGAAAACCUUGAGAUAUUUGAGAAAAAUGGAUUUGGAUUUGAGGUGGACGAGUCACUGCCUCUGGGUCAACGUGUCCGGUUGGUCAGCGUCCCCGUCAGUGGCAACUGGCAGUUUGGAAAGGAAGAUGUGGAUGAGCUUAUCUUCAUGCUGAGCGACAACCCUCAUACCGUGUGCAGGCCAUCCAAGCUGCGUCAGAUGUUUGCCUCACGUGCUUGCCGAAAAUCAGUCAUGGUUGGAACAGCUCUGACUGCACUUACCAUGAAAAAGGUCGUCAGUCAUCUUGGUGAACUGCAUCACCCUUGGAAUUGCCCACAUGGAAGGCCAACAAUGCGUCACCUCAUAAACGUUGCAAUCCUUCCAGGCUGAGACGCGUAUAAAGGCG
Molecule: messenger RNA, 2873 nt
Organism: Rhipicephalus sanguineus (brown dog tick)
Lineage: Eukaryota; Metazoa; Arthropoda; Arachnida; Ixodida; Ixodidae
Gene: Pms2
Product: mismatch repair endonuclease PMS2-like
Exons: 23
Coding region: 149-2857 (902 amino acids)
Biological process (GO): mismatch repair
Cellular component (GO): MutLalpha complex
Molecular function (GO): ATP hydrolysis activity; ATP-dependent DNA damage sensor activity; mismatched DNA binding
Source: RefSeq, a predicted model, not a curated record